AUGGAUGAGGGCGGUCAGCUCGAGACCAGCGGACUUGGUGGUAAUGGCCCUGGAUGGUCGCCAGUAACCCCCAAUGCAAAUCGCCGAGCUGUUCGCUGCGAUAGAGAGUCGCCUUGCUCCCACUGCAUCAGCGCCAAAGUUGUUUGUAUCUACACUCCUGUCCAACCCCCAAAGAAGCGCACGCGCAUUCUCCUCACUCCCCAAUAUGAACGAAAGAUAGACCUCAUCGACAGCAGGCUCGAAAAGGCAAUCAGGCUUUUGGAAAAGCUCCAAGCGAGCGAGUUGUCCGACGGCAGCUCUCGGCCACCCGGAAAUUCACAAAUCUCUACCCAGACACCCCUCUCUGUCUCAACGCCAGCCAGCGACUCAACCCAAACGAAAUGGGCUCAUGGGCAGGUGGUCGAGGGAGACUCCUCUUUAGCCGCCCACUCUGCCUUUGCCAACGAGUUCUUACAGAAAGUAGUCGCCACCAAUUCCCUUCAAGCUUCCAGCCCAGAAUUAUGUGACACUCUUGAUGAGCUGUCUUCUAUCCUAACGCAGGGAGAUGGUGCAGGUGAUGAGCUAGCGUACCCGCAUGCCAGGCCCAUUCAGCGGGCCAAUCUCCCAGGGUAUGAGAUGCCUCCCCUAAAGAAGGCCAUUGCUUUGAUUCGUAUGGCAAAAGCCAAACAGCUCGUGGGGAGCGGCUGGAUCUAUGAGUUCCUUCCAUUCCAACGAUUCACAGACAUGUGUCUUGACGUCUACUUCAAUGACAAUCACUCUGAAGCUAACUUUAUCACUGUCAACGCUGGCCUUUACUCGCUAUUCUGGGACUACAGUUUCCAGGUCGUCCCACAGGAAAAGGACGAAUGCAUCACCCAUGCUCACUUGUGUCGCGACAACCUUGAGACUGUUUUAUCAAACCUGCCAUUGCAUUUAUCUGCGACUUCUGACACGAUUCUUGCUCUCCUUUUUGGCGCUUUCUAUGCUAUCGAGCUCUCAAAGCCUUCUCUUUCAUGGACCUUGUCAGCAAAAGGAUCAGAACUCUGCCAGACCUUGGGCUAUCACAGGCUUGCGUCGGUGAAAAAUGACAAACAGGAAGAUUUCCAAUACAAACAGUUUCUGUUUUGGAGCAUCUACUUCAUUGACAAGAGCCUGUCUCUGCGGCUGGGGCGACCCUCGACAAUACCUGACUGGGAUAUCACGGUACCACGGCCAUCAACCAAUGAUUCUCAUUCUGAGCCGGUUUUAGCAUACUUUGUACUAUCGAUCGAGACGGCGCGAUGUCAGGGCAAUAUUUACGAGAUGCUGUAUAGCCCCAAUUCCAUGACACAGCCCGACCAGGUAAAGCAGUCUCGGGUCGAGGCUUUGGUGUCUGAUCUACGCAACUUGGAGGCGAAGACUUGGGAAACCAAUACGAAAUGGUUUGAAGAAGCAAAGGAGCAGUCUGGGGAGGAUUUGAUCAACUUCUUCUACAUUUCAGAAAAUGUCCUCCGUCUGUCCCUCCUAACCCUUGUUCAUCGAGCCGCUCCACCCCUGCCUGGCUCUGUCACAACAUUCAACUACAGCUGUAUUGCCGCCGCGAGAGCCACCUUGGAGAAACACGAAGAAUGCAUAGCACUCAUGCACAAGAGCGCAACAUCCUACCUCGCGACUUACAUGCAUUGGACACUUCUAUUCGCCCCCUUUAUUCCAUUCAUCGUCAUAUUCUGUCAUGUUAUCGAAACCCAAGAUGAGGCGGAUCUAGCCCGCCUCCAAGCCUUCGUUACUUCUAUUCAGUCUGCCUCUUCUAUUUCUGGCCCCGCCGCCAAACUGCACCGCCUGUUUCAGGUUCUCUGCAGAAUUGCUAUGGGUUAUGUGAAGUUCCGUUUUUCGGCAACGCCAUUGGACGGGUGGCAGGACAGCUCAAAGAUAGACACUUAUCUGGACGCGCUAGGAUUCUCCUCCGCCAGUGCAUGCAUUCCUGGCCGACAGCAUCACCUUAUUCCUCAGCAUGAUAGUAGCAAUAGGGAGGCGGAAACCAACGAUGCAAGAACUAGUGCAGACGCGAAGAACGAUGAACUUCGAGUUAUGAAUCCGAUGAUGUGGAUGGCAAACAGCGCAGAGUUGGAGGAAUGGCUUGAAAACAACGAGGUCAUGACAGGGUCGAUUUAG
Aspergillus fischeri NRRL 181 is the source of this 2130-nucleotide messenger RNA. Its product is annotated as putative transcription factor. Gene Ontology annotation, molecular function: DNA-binding transcription factor activity, RNA polymerase II-specific; zinc ion binding; DNA binding. NCBI's taxonomy places the organism in Eukaryota, Fungi, Ascomycota, Eurotiomycetes, Eurotiales, Aspergillaceae. The record is from RefSeq and is a predicted model, not a curated record. The transcript has 7 exons. Gene Ontology annotation, biological process: regulation of DNA-templated transcription; DNA-templated transcription. The coding region runs from base 1 to 2130 and encodes 709 amino acids.